GAGCCCUGCAUUCGAAGGCAGCUUUGGUGCCUGGAGGGAGUGAGGUCGGCCCUGGAGCCCGCGGUGUCGGGGAUCCCGCUUGGAAGGUGAACCGCCUUGUAGUUGCAGCGGUCCUGCAACGGGUUCCCUGAGACCGGCGGGGCUCGGACGCGGCUGGACGCGGCUGGACACGCACCUAUGCUUGGAAAACAUGACAGUCACACCUGUGAGACACCCUUUGCUACGGAGGCACGUGGAUGGAUAGUGAGCUCCCUGCACCAAACUUCAGCAGGUCAUGGCGGAUCAACUUGACCUCCUCUUAGGCGUGAUCUUCAUGGCCAGCCCCAUGCUGGGAAUGUCUCCCUGUUCUUCUGAUGGCCAGAUAGCCUUAUUUCGCUUCUGUAACCUCACCCAGAUCCCCUGGGUCCUCGACACCACUGAGAGGCUCCUGCUCAGCUUCAACUAUAUCAGUGUGGUCAAUGCGACAUCAUUCCCAUUCCUGAAGCAGCUCCUGCUGCUGGAGCUGGGAACCCAGUUUACACCCAUGACCAUUGGCCGGGAGGCCUUCAGAAACCUGCCCAAUCUUAGGAUCUUGGACCUGGGCCAAAAUAAGAUUGAAGUCUUGAAUCCAGAUGCGUUUCAGGGACUGCCCCAUCUCUUCGAACUUCGACUUUUUUCCUGUGGCCUCUCCAGUGUUGUCCUAAGAGAUGGCUACUUCAGGAAUCUGAAUUCACUAGCUCGCUUAGACCUAUCUGGCAACCAGAUUUACAGCCUUCAUCUCCAUUCUUCAUUUCAGGAAUUGAAUUCCUUAAAGGCCAUAGAUUUUUCUCUCAAUGAAAUCCUCACUCUAUGUGAGGAUGAACUCAAGCCCCUGCAGGGCAAAGCACUCUCCUUCUUUGGCCUCAAAUCAGCUAGCCUGUUCAGCAGAGUCUCUGUGGACUGGGAGACAUGCAGGAACCCAUUCAGAGACAUGUGGCUGGAAACUCUAGAUCUUUCUAGCAAUGGCUGGACAGUGGACAUCACAGGGAACUUCAGCAACAUCAUCUCGGGGAGCCGGGUUUCCUCUUUGAUGCUUACGUACCACAUAAUGGGGUCUGGCUUUGGCUUCCAGAACAUGAAGGACCCUGACCAGGACACAUUUGCUGGCCUGGCUAGAAGUUCGGUGAUAUUCCUGGACAUCUCCCAUGGUUAUAUCUUCUCCUUGAAUUCCAGGGUGUUUGAAACGCUGAAAGAUUUGAAGAUUCUGGACCUUGCCUUUAAUAAGAUAAACAAGAUCACAGACAACGCAUUUCAUGGACUUGACAAUCUCCAGGUUCUCAAUAUAUCAUAUAAUCUUUUGGGAGAACUUUAUAAUUCUAACUUCUAUGGGCUACCUAGAGUGGCCUACAUUGACCUUCAAAACAACCACAUUGGGAUCAUUCAAUCCCAAACAUUCAGAUUCCUGGAAAAAUUACAAACCUUGGAUCUCCGUGAUAAUGCUCUUAAAACCAUUAAUUUCAUUCCAAGCAUACUGACCGUCUUCCUGGGUGGCAAUAAGCUGACCAGUUUGCCACACGUUCGCUUCACAGCCAACUUCAUCCAGUUAUCUGAGAACAGGCUAGAAAAUCUGUCUGACCUCUACUUCCUCCUGCGAAUUCCCCAGCUCCAGACUCUCAUCCUGAAUCAGAAUCGUCUUUCUUCCUGCAAGGCAGUCGACACCCCUUCAGAGAACCUGAGCUUGGAACGGCUUUUCCUUGCAGAGAACAUGCUGCAGCUUGCCUGGGAGACUGGCCUCUGUUGGGAUGUUUUUAGAGGCCUUUUCCGCCUCCAGAUCCUAUAUCUGAACAGUAACUAUCUUAAUUUCCUUCCACCUGGAAUAUUUAACGAUCUGGUUUCCCUGCGGUGGCUCAGUCUUGGCGCUAACAGGCUGACCUCUCUCUCUCCUGGCAGUUUACCUGCUAAUUUAGAGAUUCUUGAUAUAUCUAGAAAUCCUUUUUCUCCUGAUCCUGGGUUGUUUGCUUCACUUAGCAUCUUGGACAUAACUCAUAACGAGUUUGUCUGCCAAUGUGAACUUAGCCGUUUUAUCAUCUGGCUCAACCAAACCAAUGUCACCCUGCUUGGCUCUCCUGCAGAUGUAUACUGCAUGUACCCUGACUCGCUGUUAGGGACCUCCCUUUACGACAUCUCCACCAAGGACUGUGAUGAAGAGGCCUUGGGGUCCCUAAAGUUUUUCCUUUUCAUCCUGUGCACCGUCACUUUGACUCUGCUCCUCGUCACCACCCUCAUAGUCGUAAAGUUCCGGGGGGCUUGUUUCCUGUGUUAUAAGACCAUCCAGAAGUUGGUGUUCAAGGACAAGGUCCAGAGUUCGGAACCUAGUGGAUACAGAUAUGAUGCCUAUUUUUGCUUCAGUGGCAAAGACUUUGAAUGGGCACAGAACGCUUUGCUCAAACACCUGGAUGCUCAGUAUAGUUCCUGCAACAGACUCAGGCUGUGCUUUGAAGAAAGAGACUUCAUCCCAGGGGAAAACCACAUCUCCAACAUCCACGCAGCUGUCUGGGGCAGCAGAAAGACUGUGUGUCUAGUGAGCAGACAAUUCCUCAAGGAUGGCUGGUGCCUGGAAGCCUUCAGGUAUGCCCAGAGUCGGUGCCUGUCUGACCUCAAGAAUGUUCUCAUCGUGGUGGUGGUGGGGUCCCUGUCUCAGUAUCAGCUGAUGAAACAUGAGACUAUCAGAGGGUUUCUGCAAAAACGGCAGUACUUGAGGUGGCCCGAGGACCUCCAGGAUGUUGGCUGGUUUCUCAGUAAACUCUCUGGGCACAUACUCAAGGAAGAAAAGGGAGAGAAGAGAAGCAAUACCCUUCCGUUGCAAACUGUAACAACCAUUUCCUAGUGGAAGGAACCCUUUACAAGCACACAACUUUGUAUGCAUACACUAUUUGGGGAUCCUUCCCAGGGGUUGUUUUCUGACUAUGAGAGCAUCGGCAAUCUCUUAAUUUCCAUGUCAACAGGUGUUUUGUGUCACUGACUUCCAAAUGGAAAUUAACAGGUCCAGAAAACUGCAGUUGCUUCUGAAGGGGCCCACUCACCAUCAAUUUCCUUUCAGGCCCGAUGAUACUGUUUCCUCCCAUUCUAGUGCAUCCUGGAUGCAAUCGCAGCCUCCUAGGUGGUGAGGACACCUUGGAGCAGUGACAGGUGGCUUCACGCUCUCUGUGCUGUUCAGUUCAAGAGCAGGCUGCUGGAUAACCCUGAGUUCUUGACCCUGCAGAGCAUGGACAGAGGAGACGGGGCCUUGUCUGGCCAUAGAAACGAGGCCAGUGCUGAGGACUGCUGUCGUCGCUCUCCCUCAGUGAGAAGAAGUUGGAGGGCAGCGGUCCCAUUGCUGUGGCCACAGCACACUUCCUUCCUGUUGUGACCCCGCAGGUCCAGCGUUUGUGGGUCAUGGCCAUCUUCUGACUUGGACCUCUCGCCUGAUGCUCACACCCUUUCACGACUUAGCACCAGCCUGACCUUUGUGUUUUCUUCCCUACAACUAUACACCAGCUGUUGUGUCCGCCACACAAGUGUGAGAAGGAUGUGGACGUCACACACUGGUCUCGUACUGCUUCUGCGCUUUCUUAGCUGGGUAACUCGAGCAUUCUAUGUCAUGCCUGGGCCUCGGCUUUCUCUCCUGUAGGCCUAACAGUAUCUACCUCAUAAGUAUGCGGCAACCGCUCACUGGCCAAGAAUGUCAUGACUUCUCUGAUAGUUUUCCUAAUUGCCCUAGUGACCAGAGGAGAAGACUCACAUUCAAAGGCCCCUGGAGGCUGCAUUGAUUUUUUUUUUUUUUUGAGUUUGUAUUUUUUUAAUCCUAAAAAGGGAUUUUUGUGUACUCUGCCUUCUAAUCAUCUUUGUACAUUUAUUAAUGGAGCAGUUUUUCUGCAGAAAUGUUAAGGAACUUUAGACCAAAGAACUUGUGUCCCAAAUACUCUUGCCUGUCAUUCAAACUCCUUCACACUCAGUGUCCUGCGAGGCCAGCUGUGGGAGCGUGAAUGCACAGGGGGACUCGCCACCUAAAUGUCACUCUUGGAGCCUCACGGGGGCAGACACAUGCACCUCAGACUCUUUGCACUUCUUAGCCAUGUGUCUGAGCAUACCCUGCAGUCGGCAUUAUACUUGUCAUUAUACAAACAUACAUCCCACUCCACCUCUUCUUUCUGGAAUGUUCUCCCCAUAUCUUCCCAUCCAUUCUACACAUUCUUUGAAAUCCAGUCCAUAAAGACCCCGUGAAUCCUUCCAACGCCAAGUCCUCCGCCCUUUCUUCUCUGGACACUCUCGGUACGACAUCUGUUCUUUCUCGCCUAGGACUUACCCCUCGCUGCCCCUCUGGACCACAGACUCCAUGAGGAAAGUUUGCCCCGUGCUCCCAGCCCCACCCUCACUAGUCACAGCAUCGCAUACGGCUUAGGGACCACGUGGGAGUCUUCCGCCUGUCGCCUCCUGCCCUGGCUUCUUCCUCCACUAAUUCCCACCAGGGCCGUUUCCCUACAGUAGCAUGACUGCUUCUUCGUGGUGGCCUCGGAUUUCUGUCACUGAAAUGUAUGCCUGUGAUGUGUUUGGCGUGUGUGUGUGUGUGUGAGGAUACCCCAACUGGGAGCCCUGGUGGCCAGCCCUUUUCUGUUUACCUGUGUGUGCUGGGCCAAGGGUGGGACCUGGUCCACAGUAAGUUCUUAAUAAAUACCCAAGGGUCUGAUGACGCCCACUUUCUUAUGUGUCCGUAUAGUUGUCUUGUGCUCUUAGACCUCCAGGGAGGGGUAGGGCAGGGCUAGGCUGUGACAGUGACAUCUAGAGAGAAACGGAAGGCAGGUGAAGGUCGAAGAUGCCACAGGCUCCGGGAGGCACUGGGCUUCAUCUUGUGGUGUGGCACAUCUGGAACAGCCAAGAGUGGUGCUGGGACUGAGGAACGGGUGUGUGGGGGCAGGAACACAGCCCUGGGCUAAUCACAGAGAAUCCGCUCUUUUGGUCCCUGUUCUAAGGGGCACAGCAAAACCAGACCCCAGCCUUCCAGACAGUUACAGCCACAGCUCCUAAAGACGGAGGUAGAUGAGGCUGGGCUGGUUCGGUCUCACCACUCUGCUGUCUGUCAGCCUUGGCUGCAGGGACACACUACAGGGACAGCCAUGAUACUCAGCAGGUCUCGGCAGAGCCUCUCCCUGGAACGAGGCGGCAACGAGCAGCUAAAGAGGAGGAGAUGAGGAAAAGUGUAGACACGCGCAGCUCCGCAACUCUGCCUGCUUCUGAAUUACUCAGAAAAGUGUGGCUUUUCUCUUUUUCUUUCUACUCUCUCUAAUCUAAGCAUGCUUUCCCUGGCACUUUGGUCUUCCUUUUUUUUUUUUU
Peromyscus leucopus (white-footed mouse) is the source of this 5328-nucleotide messenger RNA. RefSeq names its product toll like receptor 5 (gene Tlr5). Gene Ontology annotation, cellular component: membrane. Gene Ontology annotation, biological process: inflammatory response; immune response; toll-like receptor signaling pathway. NCBI's taxonomy places the organism in Eukaryota, Metazoa, Chordata, Mammalia, Rodentia, Cricetidae. Gene Ontology annotation, molecular function: transmembrane signaling receptor activity; protein binding. The record is from RefSeq and is a predicted model, not a curated record.